GCAUGACCAAUCCAAUUCGAACGUAAAUAAUAAUAAAACAAACAACAAGUCAAUUGAACAUUAUUCAUCAACAUCACUAAAAACUUUUUAGUGAUCAGUUUAAAAACCUUUGUUACGACGUGAUCAUUAUAACAAAUUCAUCAGUUUUUAACAUCGACAAAGACAAAGAAAAAAUAAUAAUUUUGUCAAAAAUGUCCGAAUUCGAUAAGACAGUUGAAUAUAUUCGACAGAAAUUGAAUCCCAUACGUGAUAUUGUUGUACGUAUGCAUUCAAUUCUGAUCUGGGAAAAAUCAUAUCAUGCACCAUGUAUUAUCAUGUUUAUCACAUUUAUUUUCAUGUGUCUCUGGUUAAUCGAAGUGCCAAUAAUUUCAAAAAUUUGUUUCAUGGGCAUAAUAGCUACUUUGAUUGAUUAUUUUCUUCCGUUUAUAAAUGAAAUUUUCUCUUUACCUAAAUGGAACGAUUCAUCUGAAAAAUUGUUCAAUAAUGAAUGUCAUUUGAUUGCAAAAACAUGGUUAAAUGUAAAGGAAUUUUAUCAACUAGUCUGUUCGUGGAAAUAUUCAAAGACUAAACUUUAUUAUUCAACAUUAUUGACCGUAUUGAUGGUAAUCGCAUGGAUUGGUACACAGAUUCAUAAUCUGUUAUUACUUUAUUUGUCCACAAUGUUUAUUGUAUUGUAUCCUGGUCUUUCACAUUAUAAUAUGAUUGAAGAUUUUUUUCUCACCAUUCAACAAUGGUUACAAUCUCUAUUUUCAAAACAUCAGCCAUCAACAACUACACAAUCAAAAAAGAUUAAAUGAUUAAUUAAAAUAUAUUAGUGUUAAACUUGAAAUUAUUAUCACCGUUUUAUCAGAAAAGAAAAACAUUCAAUAAAUUAUAUCAUAAAAUCAUUCCUAA
This is a messenger RNA of Dermatophagoides pteronyssinus (European house dust mite), 894 nucleotides long. RefSeq names its product ADP-ribosylation factor-like 6 interacting protein 1 (gene Arl6IP1). The record is from RefSeq and is a predicted model, not a curated record. NCBI's taxonomy places the organism in Eukaryota, Metazoa, Arthropoda, Arachnida, Sarcoptiformes, Pyroglyphidae. Gene Ontology annotation, cellular component: membrane.